This is a messenger RNA of Alternaria metachromatica, 540 nucleotides long. RefSeq lists its product as uncharacterized. Lineage: Eukaryota; Fungi; Ascomycota; Dothideomycetes; Pleosporales; Pleosporaceae. The transcript has 2 exons. The record is from RefSeq and is a predicted model, not a curated record. Bases 1 to 540 code for a protein of 179 amino acids.
AUGUCGUCUCUGGCACGAGCAUCGGAAACACGCCGCCCCGCCACCCAAUGCAAAAAUCCCCUUUUGACGAACGCUUUCAAACUGUUUCACAAGGAUUGUGAAGAGUGUAUAUUUCUGGCUAACCGAAAGGCCGAAUCUGUGCGGAGGAAAGCGCAGUUGAAGAAGGAGCUGGAAGAGUCUGAGGAGGCGAUGAGAAAGGAGGCCGCGAUGGAGAAAAAGAUGAAGGAGGAAAAGCGAAAAGCUGACGAGCGGGACAAGCAGGAGAAAGCUGACAGGCUUAAGCUUGCGAAGGAAAGAAUCAAGCUGGAGAAAAGCAAAUGGAAGGGUACCGAUCCUGCUAAGCUGAGUACAUCGUUCCUUCCAUCGACUACACCGUUCCUUCCAACGCAGGAAGCUCAAGAUAGAGCUAAGGCGGCUGCUGAGAAGAUUCCAAAAAAGACGAGGGGAGCUGUGGUGAAGACUCCUAAGAAGACUAAGAAAGUCACCACCAAGGCUGAUGAGGCGAUGUAUAUGAGCGCGGUUAAUCAUCAUCAGAGAUAG